This is a messenger RNA of Melanotaenia boesemani (Boeseman's rainbowfish), 1876 nucleotides long. Its product is annotated as probable global transcription activator SNF2L2. The record is from RefSeq and is a predicted model, not a curated record. Gene Ontology annotation, molecular function: protein binding. Gene Ontology annotation, biological process: chromatin remodeling. Bases 204 to 1034 code for a protein of 276 amino acids. The transcript is spliced from 7 exons. Gene Ontology annotation, cellular component: RSC-type complex. NCBI's taxonomy places the organism in Eukaryota, Metazoa, Chordata, Actinopteri, Atheriniformes, Melanotaeniidae.
UUCACACUGUGAACUGUGAUUGUCCAUGUUUCUGCAGGGAGCACGCGUCUGCAGCACAUAUUUAUUUAACAAUUUUAAAAAGAAAGGACACGUGGCGUCAAAAUGCGGUGCAAAAUCUAAAUACGUUAAAAUGGACCCGACAACUUUAACAGCGGGGUAAGGAGGAGAGGAAAAAACGUCUGGCAAGAGUCGAUAUUAAAAACAUGCAGAGGGAGACAAGCUCGGGGCCUUCCAGAGUCAGGAAAAAGACUUCGGAGAGCUGCAGACAGGAGAUGGCUGCAGCCGAUCCUGAUAGCCAGCCUGCAGACUGCAGCCAGUCUGAGGCAGGAGAGAACGGUUUCCUUGAGGACAUGGAAGAGGACAUCAGUCUGAAGAAGCGAAAAGGUGAUAAUCAUGGAGAAAAAGAUCUGCAGACAGGCCAAGAAACUGGUGAAAAGGUCAAAAGGAAGCGAGGGCGCCCACCAGCUGAGAAACUUCCUCCAAAUCCACCUGAACUCACCAGAAUUCUGAACACACUGGUGGAUAUGGUGAUCAACUACAAGGAUGGGUUGGGACGACAGAUCAGUAAAGGCUUUGUGCAGCUUCCCUCUAAGAAGGAAGUACCUGAAUAUUACGAGCUGAUCCGAAAGCCUGUGGACUUCAGAAGGAUCAGAGAGCGUGUACGUAAUCACAAGUACAGAAGUGUUGGGGAUUUGGAAAAGGAUAUUUUUCUCCUGUGUCACAAUGCUCAAACUUAUAACCUGGAGGGAUCUCAGAUCUAUGAAGAUUCGAUCGUCAUUAAAUCUGUUUUUGAGAGUGCGAGACAGAGAAUUGUGACAGACGAGGAACAGAAAGACUCAGUUUGCGCCAGUCACAGUGAUAAUGGCGGUGGAGCUGAAGACCAAUUUGUUCCAUCAGCAGUGAAACCAUUACCAGUACAGAUAAAGAAGAUGGCCAAGGAGGAGAGAAGCAGAAACACCAUGACAAAGAGGCUUCACAGUGAUUUAGACAGUGACGAGGAUCCAGAGGAUAACAUCACAAAGGAUGAGGGUUAACCUGAAGGACCAUUCAUUUUUUCUAUUCUUGCUCAUGUCUAAUCUCUCCCACUUCCCUUUUCAUUUCUUUCUUUUCUUUAAUAAAAAGAAAGGUCAUUAAAAAUAAAGGUGGAAGGACAAUUCAAAGACAGAGGCACUCACCAAACAACUUUUUCUUUCAAAUGACUCAAACCCUUCAAAAACACAUCUUGCUGCACAAAGUGCUUUUCUUUUCAUUAAGCUGGUCUUUUUCCAAUGAUUAUAAUUUACGUUUUAUCUGCUUUAGUCUCUGUGGUUGCUUCUGCAGAUAUUAUGUAAAACAAGACUUUCACUGACUGUUUUUAAUGAGUAUAUUUGAUUGUAUGAAAUGCCUUCAUAUGUCUUUGGAGCAUCGUAUGUACCUGCAUCCUUCAUAGGAGCAGCCUCUGAUGACAGCUGAUGCAUUCAGGGCUACAGCACUGAAGCACACAGGAAAGUCUUUUUAAAAGAAUUUAAGAGCAAUCAACCAUUGUACAUUUGUUUAAAAUCUCUACUUGUGAUUUUAAUGAUAAUGCAUCUUUGAUUAUGAAUUUAAAAAAAAUAGUGGAUGUUUGAUGUCAACGCCACUUAACAGAUACUCGUACUGACAGUAUGCAUUUUGUCUGUUUCUGAUACUUGAUGGAAUCAGUUUUGGUCUUACCAAGGAUACUUAAGUUGAACAUUUAUAUCCCUUGUGCUACAGUAUAUUCACAUAUUGUAUAGUUUGUGUGAGAAGUAACUCUUUUUCUUUUAUUCUCCUAGUUCUUGGGGAGGAUGGAAGACAUCAUUGUUAUGACAAUCCCUUGAAACAUGUAUCACUUGCAAAAUAAAUUUUACCAAAAAGU